AUGGAGAAGGAAGUGAACUUUAGAAUCCAGUGUGGUUGGAACAAUUGGAGGAAAGUCUCUGGCGUGAUAUGUGACAAGAGAGUACCAGUGAGACUGAAAGGUAAAGUCCACAAGGCAGUAGUCAGACCUGCCUUGAUAUACAGCCUGGAAGUAGCACCUCUGAAGAAGUCUGAAGAGAAGAAGAUGAAUGCAGCAGAAAUGAAUAUGUUGAGAUGGAUGGUAGGAGUGACGAGAAGAGAUAGAAUCAGAAAUGAAUACAUCAGAGGGGCAGUUAAAGAAGUUGAGCCGUCAAAGAGGAUUCAAGAGUCAAGACUGAGAUGUUCUGAGUCACCUGUUUCCAGUCUUUUCCUCACCUUCGACCGCCAGUUUUCAGUCUCCAGUCUCCAGUCACCGGUCCUUCGUGUCCGAUUCCAGUCCCCUGUGAUUUAUUGGUGA
Penaeus indicus is the source of this 435-nucleotide messenger RNA. RefSeq lists its product as uncharacterized. The record is from RefSeq and is a predicted model, not a curated record. Bases 1 to 435 code for a protein of 144 amino acids. Lineage: Eukaryota; Metazoa; Arthropoda; Malacostraca; Decapoda; Penaeidae. The transcript is spliced from 2 exons.